Messenger RNA from Arachis stenosperma, 2520 nucleotides. RefSeq lists its product as uncharacterized. The transcript has 8 exons. Bases 148 to 906 code for a protein of 252 amino acids. NCBI's taxonomy places the organism in Eukaryota, Viridiplantae, Streptophyta, Magnoliopsida, Fabales, Fabaceae. Gene Ontology annotation, molecular function: S-adenosylmethionine-dependent methyltransferase activity. The record is from RefSeq and is a predicted model, not a curated record.
AGCAAGUAAAAAAAGGCCCACAAGAGAGCACGCUCAGUCGCUCAGUUCCUUCUCCAAAGUCCAAGCCACCACCACCACCCACCCCAUAUCUCAGAGAGAGAGAGAGAGAGAAAAAGAAGGAGGAGGUUGCCACUUUCAAGCAUAAACAUGUUCAGGGACGUAUCGAGCUGCAAUACGUACAAUUACGGUGAUGCCCUCUACUGGGACGCACGCUACGUCCAAGAAGGUGGCUCCUUUGACUGGUAUCAACGCUACUCUGCUCUCAGACCCUUCGUCCGUACUUACAUCCCUCCUCCCAAUUCCACCGUCCUCAUGGUUGGUUGCGGCAAUGCUGUGAUGUCAGAGGAUAUGGUCAAGGAUGGUUAUGAGAGCAUCACUAAUAUUGAUAUCUCAUCGGUUGCCAUUCACAUGAUGAGAACAAAAUAUGAUCACAUCCCUCAGCUCAAAUACAUGCAGAUGGAUGUUAGGGAUAUGAGCUUCUUUCUGGAUGAAUCUUUUGAUGGUGUCAUUGAUAAAGGAACUCUUGAUUCAUUGAUGUGUGGUACUGAUGCUCCAAUUAGUGCUGCCCAGAUGCUUGCAGAAGUGUGUAGGGUUUUAAAACCUGGAGGGACUUAUAUGUUGAUAACAUAUGGUGAUCCAACAGUAAGGAUGCCUCAUAUAAACAGACCUGUAUACAAUUGGAAAAUUUCAUUGUACAAUAUCCCCAGACCAGGAUUUCAAAAGCCUGAGAGUACUAGUUCAUCAAGAAAAUCAUAUUUAGAUCCCAUCCCUCUGACCGAAAAGGGCUUACUUCCUCCAGAUUUCAUUCUGGAAGACCCAGAUUCUCACUAUAUAUAUGUUUGUAGAAAGAACAACACAGAGAUGGACAAUAUACCACCAUAUCGACUAACAGCUGAUAUUUUAUAGCCCGGAGUUUCCACCGAAGCACUGUCGAAGGUAGUAUUUAUCAUCUUCACAAGCUUUGAUGUGGAUCAUAGUCACUUAAAUAUGGUUGCUCUUGUCAUUUGUACCAUUUGAAUUAGUUACCACCAUCAUUGGUGGAUGUUGUAAUAGUAUUUUAUUUUCAUAAAUUAGAGUAGCAGUGUUUAGCUUGUAGUGUUGAUUGAUAUAAAUUAAAAUCUCUGAAGAAACGAGACAAAAAUGACUGAUUGAUUCCCUGUUAUUUUUUCCCGUGUUGUAUCUGUUGUAAUUGUGACAUGUAAACGAUGUUUUUUCCCUAAGCUUGAUUACUAUUAUAAUUAUGCUUGUACCAGAACCAUUAUUCUUGCCCAUUUCCUUAAAGAUGUUGCUAAUGCAUCCAUUAAAUGUGACAAUCCAUUACCAUAUUUCAAACAGGGUUGGCACCCUGUUGAUCAACAUGGCUUAAGCUAAUUCUCUUUGCUUUUGUUGAAGGUUGCUCUGAUAGCAACAUCAGAAACUUCCUUGCUUUAUGUUUGGGUUUUGUGAGAGACUGAGGAUUGUACCAAGGCGCCUUGGUGCUUUUGGAAUGAAAGGGCAAAUUUUGUUGGUGUUGCAUCAUCAUACAUGCAUGGAGUAAGGCUCAAGGUGUGUUGGUUUUUCUAUACUAAUAACCAGAUUUCAUUAUGGAAGGGAAGAGAAGGAUUUGAAGUAUUAAGUGAAGUCCCUUUUCCAUUCAUUUUAUCUCCCUCUAAAACUCUAAAUGUGCUAGCAGAGUAACUGGAUUUGGCUCUUUAGUAACAGACACAGUAAUGCUUGAAACAUGAGCACAAGAGAGAAACUCUAGUGGUAUUUCUACCGAAACAAACAUCUCACACGUCUCACAUCAUACAUCAUAGGCCAUAAACAUUGCUUGUUCAACCAUUUAUUGUUAUCAGCUUUGGAAAAGUCAUAAACACCCUGGAAAUUUUCAUUACUUUGUGUUGUCAGUGACGUGGAAGUAAUGAGUUAGAGGCCCUUGGACGCACCUAUAUCUCUUAACGAGGACAUUUAUUAAGGCAUCAAAUGGAAAUUGAUGAACCGGUAGCCACUUGCUUCUGUCAUAUUCAUAUAGUUGUAGUGCACCAAUUCAUUUCGGAACUUCUAUCAAAUCAUAUGAUUGAAAUUUGGUGGGUACUAGUUUUCCUUUUUUUUUCUUUUUUCUUUUCCUCUCUUCAUUACUUAAGGGAAGAGUUUAUUUAUUUGUUGAAUUAGUGUAUUUAAAGCAGGCACUUGGAAAAGGUUAGUCACUGUUGGAAAAGUAGAACGGGGAACCCCAUUUACCCCUUUCCAAAGAUGGAAGAAAUUUCAACCCUUCAAUAAGCUCACUUCCAAAUUUCAUCAUUGGCCAUUUGACUUUUGAAGUCCUUGCCGCCCUUGUUAUUACUAUAAUUGGAUCAAGAGAGUUUUUGUUCUUUUUCACAGAAGAAAACAUUUUACUUCUCCUCCAUAGUCUAUAUAAAAUUUGUCUUGAUGUUAGGUCUUUGAAAAAUCAAACAUAAGUAAAUUUGGUUCCUUAAAUAUUCAAUGUUCUGAUUUUGUCCUGAAAAAUAUUAAUGCAAGUCAAGUUGGUUCUUUUGUUAA